AAUUUCCAACUAAAAUAUAAGUAGCAGAGUAUCAUCCAUCGCACGCUCCCAGAGUUCAAAUAUCUCUUUGAAACUAACGGCUCCGUAAGGUGAUAGCAUACACAGUACUAAAAACAGGUCAGAAGAUCUCGUGAAAGUUAUACAUCUCAGCCUUGUCUCCUCUCUCUCUCUCUCUCUCUCUCUCACCAAAAGAUCCUCGUGAGUAAGAGCCUUUCAAAAUCAAAUGCUCCCAUCACCCAUUUUCAAAUUCCCAUACAAACACACCAUUACAAAUACCCCACCGCCAAUGCAAAGGAAAAAAAAAACACCCAUGACAAAACAUGGCUCACCAAACAAAUCCAUCCAAGGGACCCAAGAUCAUCUUCCAUCUUCCCUUCAUCUCAUUUAUGCUCUUAUUCCUUGUGGGACCUACUCAUGCUCAGGUCCACAAUCUCCAAACCUACAUUAUCCACCUCCACCCUCAGUUCCUGACCACCUCAGGCUUCAGUUCAAGGCUCCAAUGGCACCUCUCAUUCCUGGAGAGAACCAUCCUCUCCAAUAACGGCACCCCACCGUCUUCCCGCCUUCUCUACUCCUACCACUCUGCAAUUGAAGGUUUCGCAGCCCGACUCUCCGAACAUGAACUCGCUGUCCUACGAGCCACACCUGGCGUGAUCGCAAUCCUUCCCGAUCAUCGACUCCAGUUACAGACCACUUACUCAUACAAGUUCUUAGGACUUGAUUCCUCUGGAGAUAGCCCAUGGGCUAGAUCUAAAUUCGGGCAAGGGAUGAUAAUCGGAGUCCUUGAUACUGGAAUCUGGCCCGAAAGCCCGAGCUUCAACGAUCACAACAUGCCGCCCGUUCCUAACAGAUGGAGAGGGAUUUGCCAAGAAGGCCAGAGCUUCAAUGCUUCCGCCUGUAACCGUAAGCUCAUUGGCGCUCGAUUCUAUCACAAAGACCACCGAAAAUCUCCAUCCUCACCGUCCAUCACAGAGUACCUAUCCCCACGCGACGCGCAUGGACAUGGUACACACACGUCAUCGAUCGCAGCAGGGAAUUCCGUCAUCGGAGCGAGCGUGGUCGGCAACGGCGCCGGUGAAGCUCGAGGAAUGGCGCCCGGGGCCCACAUCGCAAUUUACAAGGUCUGCUGGUUCGGCAGCUGUUUCAACUCAGAUAUAUUAGCUGGAAUGGACGAUGGCAUUAGAGAUGGAGUCGACGUCCUUUCUCUCUCCUUAGGCGGUUUCCCGCUUCCACUCUACUACGACAGCAUCGCUAUCAGCAGUUUCAGAGCGACAGAAAGGGGUAUUUUGGUAGUUUGCGCAGCGGGAAAUAACGGUCCGAUUCCGUACUCGGUCGCCAACGAGGCUCCUUGGAUAACUACCGUGGGGGCCAGCACAGUCGAUCGGAGAUUUCCGGCGAUUGUGAGAAUGGGCAACGGUCAGAUUCUAUAUGGAGAAUCCAUGUACCCGAGGACCCAUCUAUCAAAUGACGGGAAAGAGCUAGAUCUGAUCUACGGUGGGAUCGACGGUAUGGAUGGCGCGGAGUUUUGUUACAACGGCACUCUUUUAAAAAACAGAAUUGGCGGGAAAAUGGUGGUUUGUGAUCGAGGGCCGACCGGAAGAGCUGUGAAAGGCGAAAUUGUUAAAGAAUCCGGCGGGGCUGCGAUGAUCUUGGCCAAUACAGAAAUCAAUGAAGAGGAAGAUUCCGUCGACGUGCAUGUCUUGCCGGCGACGUUGAUCAGCUAUGCAGAGUCGAUUCGCUUGAAGCUUUACAUAAAUUCCACAAUACGGCCCACUGCCCGGAUCGAAUUCGAAGGAACGGUGAUCGGAAAAUCUAGAGCGCCAGCCGUCGCGCUUUUUUCAUCAAGAGGGCCGAGUUUAACUAACCCUUCUAUUAUCAAACCUGAUUUGAUUGCUCCUGGUGUGAAUAUAAUCGCUGCUUGGCCAGAAAACCUGGGUCCCACAUCGCUUCCAGAAGAUUCUAGAAGAGUGAACUUUACCGUCUUAUCGGGAACUUCCAUGGCUUGCCCUCACGUUAGUGGGAUUGCAGCUUUGCUACGAUCGGCCCACCCAUCAUGGAGCCCGGCCGCGAUUAAAUCUGCGAUCAUGACAACCGCAGAUGAUGCGGAUCAUUUAGGAAAUCCGAUAAUGGACGGCUCAAAACCUGCAGGAAUCUUUGCGAUGGGAGCUGGACAUGUCAAUCCAAGAAGAGCGAUGGAUCCAGGGCUGAUCUAUGACAUCAAGCCCGAUGAAUACAUCAUCCAUCUAUGUAAUCUCGGAUACACGACGCAGGAGAUCUUCGCCAUCACUCAUCGCAAUGUCAAUUGCUAUCGACUUUUAUCAAAGAACGUUGAUUUCAGCUUGAAUUACCCGUCCAUUUCAGUGAUCUUCAAGCGGGGGACGGUGAGGAAGAUGAUCAGACGGUGGUUGACGAACGUGGGCCCACCUAAUUCAACGUACUUAUUGCAAGGAAACGCACCCCAAUGGGUGAAAAUGAGAGUUAGGCCAGAGAGAUUAACAUUCAGUCAUUUGUAUGAAAGGAAGGACUAUAGAGUCUGGUUCAUCUCAAGGAAGAGAAUAGCUGAAAAGAAGGUGAGUUUUAGUCAAGGACUCUUGACAUGGGUGCAUAAUCACCAGAGUCAGUACAAGGUUAGGAGUCCAAUUUCAGUUACAUGGGCAGUAUAGGCCCCGUUUGGAUGGAAAAUUGAAUUGGAUUGCGAUAUCCAGUUUAAUAAAAUGGUAGUGACCAAGUUGUAUUUUUCUUCUUUAGCAUUGAUAUCUUGAGAAUUAGGCUUCUAAUCAAAGAUAAUGAGUACUAGAAAUGUCGUCCCAAUUUGAUUA
This is a messenger RNA of Magnolia sinica, 2819 nucleotides long. RefSeq names its product subtilisin-like protease SBT1.2. NCBI's taxonomy places the organism in Eukaryota, Viridiplantae, Streptophyta, Magnoliopsida, Magnoliales, Magnoliaceae. The record is from RefSeq and is a predicted model, not a curated record. Gene Ontology annotation, biological process: proteolysis. Gene Ontology annotation, molecular function: serine-type endopeptidase activity. The transcript has a single exon. The coding region runs from base 321 to 2663 and encodes 780 amino acids.